ACGCUCUUUAAUGGAACUUUAGCUUUAACAGGUCGUGACCAAGAAACUACCGGUUUCGCUUGGUGGGCCGGAAAUGCCCGACUUAUCAAUUUAUCCGGUAAACUACUGGGAGCUCAUGUAGCCCAUGCCGGAUUAAUAGUAUUCUGGGCCGGAGCAAUGAACCUAUUUGAAGUGGCUCAUUUCGUACCCGAGAAGCCCAUGUAUGAGCAAGGCUUAAUUUUACUUCCCCAUCUAGCAACUCUAGGUUGGGGGGUAGGUCCUGGGGGGGAGGUUAUAGACACCUUUCCAUACUUUGUGUCCGGAGUACUUCACUUAAUUUCCUCUGCAGUAUUGGGCUUUGGUGGUAUUUAUCAUGCACUUCUGGGACCUGAGACUCUUGAAGAAUCUUUUCCAUUCUUCGGUUAUGUAUGGAAAGAUAGAAAUAAAAUGACUACAAUUUUAGGUAUUCACUUAAUCUUGUUAGGCAUAGGUGCUUUUCUUCUAGUAUUCAAGGCUCUUUAUUUUGGGGGUAUAUAUGAUACCUGGGCUCCGGGAGGGGGGGAUGUAAGAAAAAUUACCAACUUGACCCUUAGUCCAAGUAUUAUAUUUGGUUAUUUACUAAAAUCACCUUUUGGAGGAGAGGGAUGGAUUGUUAGUGUGGACGAUUUGGAAGAUAUAAUUGGGGGGCAUGUAUGGUUGGGUUCGAUUUGUAUACUUGGUGGAAUUUGGCAUAUUUUAACCAAACCUUUUGCGUGGGCUCGGCGUGCACUUGUAUGGUCCGGAGAAGCUUAUUUGUCUUAUAGUUUAGGUGCUUUAUCUGUUUUUGGCUUUAUUGCUUGUUGCUUUGUCUGGUUUAAUAAUACCGCUUAUCCGAGUGAAUUUUACGGGCCCACUGGUCCAGAAGCUUCUCAAGCUCAAGCAUUUACUUUUCUAGUUAGAGACCAACGUCUUGGGGCUAAUGUAGGAUCCGCUCAGGGACCUACCGGUUUAGGUAAAUAUUUAAUGCGUUCCCCGACCGGAGAAGUAAUUUUUGGGGGAGAAACUAUGCGUUUUUGGGAUCUACGUGCUCCCUGGUUAGAACCUCUAAGAGGUCCCAAUGGUUUGGACUUGAGUAGACUUAAAAAAGACAUACAGCCUUGGCAAGAACGUCGUUCCGCGGAAUAUAUGACUCAUGCUCCUUUAGGUUCUUUAAAUUCUGGACGGAGGUUCAAUUGGUCAGAGCACCGCCCUGUCAAGGCGGAAGCUGCGGGUUCGAGCCCCAUGAAAAAAUUGCUGGAUAUCAUGUUCUAUCAUGGUGGGACGUUUAAGAAGAAUGAUGAUGGAAUAUUGGAGUUGGGGUACGACAAGGUAGUUGAAUGCUGGUGGCUGGUUCGCGGCAGGAGCUUGGAAGUGGGACUGAGAGCUCUGACCAGUGAUGAUGAACUAAGGGAGAUGUGCUUCCAUGCAAAGAAGAAUGAUGGAGUAGUUGAUGUUUAUUUUGAACAUGGAAUUUCCACACCUGAACUGCUGGAGGGGAAAAGAACUGUGAUGUUACUUGAUUAUGAAGCAUAA
Arachis stenosperma is the source of this 1530-nucleotide messenger RNA. RefSeq names its product photosystem II CP43 reaction center protein-like. The record is from RefSeq and is a predicted model, not a curated record. Bases 157 to 1530 code for a protein of 457 amino acids. Gene Ontology annotation, cellular component: photosystem II; membrane. Lineage: Eukaryota; Viridiplantae; Streptophyta; Magnoliopsida; Fabales; Fabaceae. The transcript has 4 exons. Gene Ontology annotation, biological process: photosynthesis, light reaction; photosynthesis; photosynthetic electron transport in photosystem II. Gene Ontology annotation, molecular function: chlorophyll binding.